Molecule: messenger RNA, 868 nt
Organism: Sciurus carolinensis (gray squirrel)
Lineage: Eukaryota; Metazoa; Chordata; Mammalia; Rodentia; Sciuridae
Gene: Nanos3
Product: nanos C2HC-type zinc finger 3
Exons: 2
Coding region: 105-647 (180 amino acids)
Biological process (GO): negative regulation of translation; oogenesis
Cellular component (GO): perinuclear region of cytoplasm
Molecular function (GO): zinc ion binding; mRNA binding
Source: RefSeq, a predicted model, not a curated record
AGGAGAGAACUCAGCUCUCACUCCCAGGCUCCAGAGAGCAGAGGAAGGGGCUGCAGAGCGUAGGGCCAAACAGGCCUUCUCUCCCUGGUGCAAGUCGCCCAGCUAUGGGGACCUUCGACCUGUGGACGGAUUACCUGGGUUUGGCACAACUGGUCGGGGCUCUGCGUGGGGAAGAGGAGCCCGAGGCCAGGCUGGACCCCCAGCCAGAGCCAACACCAGGACCGGAGGGCCAGAAACCCAGUCCAGAAUCGUCAUCAGCUCCUGAACGCCUGUGCUCUUUCUGCAAACACAACGGCGAGUCCCGGGCCAUCUACCAGUCUCACGUGCUGAAGGACGAGGCGGGCAGGGUGCUGUGUCCCAUACUGCGAGACUACGUGUGUCCCCAGUGCGGUGCCACACGGGAGCGCGCCCACACCCGCCGCUUCUGUCCACUCACCGGCCAGGGCUACACCUCGGUCUACAGUUACACCACCCGAAACUCAGCUGGCAAGAGGCUGGCCCGGCCUGACAAGGCGAGGACACAGGAUGGUGGCCACCGCAGAGGAGGAGGAGGAGGAGGAGCGGCGGCUGCGGCAGCAGGUCCCAAAGGUGCUGGGAAGUCUUCUGGAUCUUCGCCUUCUGCCUGCUGUCCCUCCACUUCAGCCUAGGAGGCUGGCGCGGGGAGGACAGGGAUGCCGCCUUCGCCAGGGGAUGGGGACCGAGGCUCAGGGGCAGCUGGACUCCAGGGAAGACUCACUCUGAGGACCCACCCCUAGACCCCGCCCCCGGCUGGGUUUGAGAACUUGGGGGGCGGGUGAGGGAACUGCCGAAAUAGCUGGUCUUCUGAGCUCCACCCUCUGGCAGGGGCCAGGGCCAGCAUUGUUCUGUU